GGCCCCGCUCGCUCGCGCUCGGUGUCUCGCGCUGGCCGGGCCCGGACGGGAGCGAGGCUGCGGCGGUUGCUAUGGCGGAGUCGGCUCGCGCUGCCGGCCCCUUCCCGCGCUCGCUCGCGCUGCUGCUGCUGCUGCUGCUGCUGGGCGGGCCCGGGGGAGCCCGGGCUUUGAUCUGUUUAUGCUCCAACUGCAAUCAAGCAAACUCCACCUGCAAAACAGAUGGGGCUUGCAUGGUCUCCAGCUCCAACCUGGGCGGAGUUGAGCACCACAUCCGGACCUGCAUCCCUAAAGCAGAACUGAUUCCUGCUGGAAAACCCUUCUACUGCCUGAGUUCAGAAGAUCUGCGGAACACACAUUGCUGCUAUGUUGAUUAUUGCAACGAAAUUGACCUAAAGGUACCCAGUGGUCACGUGAAAGAGAAUGAACCUCAGUCUAGUUGGGGCCCUGUGGAGUUAGUAGCAGUAAUUGCAGGGCCUGUCUUCCUUUUGUUUGUCGUCAUGAUCGUAGUGGUUUUCGUCUUUCACCACCACCAACGAGUUUAUCACAAUCGUCAGCGGUUGGACAUGGAAGAUCCCUCUUGUGAAAUGUGUCUGUCCAAGGAUAAGACUCUGCAAGAUCUAGUUUAUGAUCUCUCCACUUCUGGCUCUGGCUCAGGUUUGCCACUCUUUGUCCAGCGAACUGUGGCUCGAACCAUUGUCCUGCAGGAGAUCAUUGGAAAAGGCCGCUUUGGGGAGGUGUGGCGUGGCAGGUGGCGUGGAGGUGAUGUGGCUGUGAAAAUCUUCUCUUCACGGGAAGAGCGCUCCUGGUUUAGGGAAGCAGAAAUAUACCAGACUGUCAUGUUGCGACAUGAGAACAUCUUGGGGUUUAUUGCUGCAGAUAACAAAGAUAACGGGACUUGGACUCAGCUGUGGCUUGUCUCUGAUUACCAUGAGCAUGGCUCUCUAUUUGAUUACCUCAACAGAUACACAGUGACCAUUGAGGGGAUGAUUAAACUGGCCCUGUCUGCUGCCAGCGGGUUGGCACACCUACACAUGGAGAUUGUGGGGACACAAGGAAAACCAGGGAUUGCACACAGGGACUUGAAAUCCAAGAACAUCCUGGUGAAGAAGAACGGCAUGUGUGCCAUUGCUGACCUGGGUCUGGCUGUCCGGCAUGAUUCUGUUACCGACACCAUUGAUAUUGCACCAAAUCAAAGGGUUGGAACCAAACGAUACAUGGCCCCUGAGGUCUUGGAUGAAACCAUUAACAUGAAGCAUUUUGAUUCAUUUAAAUGUGCUGAUAUCUAUGCCCUUGGCCUGGUCUAUUGGGAGAUUGCUCGUAGGUGCAGUUCAGGAGGUAUCCAUGAAGAAUAUCAACUCCCAUACUAUGACCUUGUGCCCUCUGACCCCUCCAUUGAGGAGAUGCGGAAGGUUGUGUGUGAUCAGAAGCUGCGCCCCAACAUCCCUAACUGGUGGCAGAGUUAUGAGGCGUUACGAGUGAUGGGCAAGAUGAUGCGCGAGUGCUGGUAUGCCAAUGGUGCAGCUCGGCUAACGGCCCUCCGCAUUAAGAAAACACUCUCGCAGCUCAGCAUCCAGGAAGAUGUGAAGAUCUAGUCCACAGGUUGCAGCAUGAGGAAGCUGCUCAAAAGCUGCCAUGAUAGACGGGAUUGAGGCCUACCUCGUGUUUCUACCCAACCUACUGCUACCGACCAGGCCGUGUGACCUAUGGGCUGCUUGCCAGGGAGGACAGAGCCUAUUACAAGAAAUGUUCUUUUCCUGGUUUUGGGUAUGAAACAAACGGAAACCUUUUAUAACCACCUCCUGACAGUGUGGAGACUUGAGAGGGAUUUGUGCGGAUGGCUCUUGCCAUGACCAUAACUUUUGUUCCUUUGAUGGAAAUCCCUGUGUAGUCCAGUGAAUAUGGCACGUUCGUUGGGAAGCGUUCAGGGCCUGGGAGUGGGGAGGGAAAGGGACGGUGGUAUUGUCAUACCUGCAGGUUUUCCAGGGACUGGCACAGACACACAGAGGCAUUGGCUUCAUAAACCCAUUGCUCCUUCUUUUGAGCUUGAAAAAUUCAAAAAGUCAGACUGGCUGCUUGUGUGUGUAUGUGUGUGCGUGUGUGUGUGCGUGCAAGUGUGUGCAUGUGCAAAGCCGUGUGUGCCCUGUGCCUGCUCAGUCCCCCUUAAACGUGCAGAGUAUCUGCUUGUAGAUUCGCACAUUCCUGUUUGUGUUUUUCUGUGCAUGUGCAAGUCCAAAGUGUCCUCUUCGGAGCUACGCGUGCUGGUGCCUUGCCUGUCCAGUAGUGAGCAUUAUCUAGCUUGAAUAAGCUACUUACAGCCAGAUCCUUCUUUCUCCUGGAGCAGGGCUCUAUCCUGCCAGUUGUACACCAGCUGCAGGAACUUUCUGUCAAGUUGCCUCACUGCCAUCCCUCUCCUUUUUAAAGCGGGUACUGAUUUUUGUCCCUGAAAUUUAAGCUUCUGUUUUGAAAACCCUGGUUUGUAAUGUGUGGUAGUAUGAAAGGAUUGCCUUGCCAGAGGAGCCAUCCGCGGGAGGGAUGCAAAGGAGACAAGAAGCAUGUCUGAGAGAUUGGAGCUGGCGCUACCCCUGGGUGGAGGGGACCAGACCACAGGGACAUGCAGGAUAUCAGCCUCUUAGGAGCAUAACCCUUGGAUCUCUCAAAGGGCUUUGGCAGGAACACUCUAUAACUUGGAGCCAAGCAUUUAAAGUCUGAUCUGUGAAGAUCUGUGCCCACAAAAACAAUUGUGCACAGCACCUCUCAAGGAGCACUUGGCACGCUGCAGGAUCUGACCAUUGGCGACUAGGAUUGGAAAUACGUGUAUAUCUUUUAAAUAUACAUAUAUAAAUAUCUCAUAUUCUGGAAGCAGCUGUGUAUAACUCUUCGGGUGGGGUAGGGAGGGGGUAACUGCAUGAAUCUUAUUUUAAUUGAAUAACCAAUCAGGGUGAAGUAGAAUUGAUUUGAUUGUUGCCUAGUGAAUGUUAGAAAUAGUCCAGGGCUGAGUCCUGUGUCUGAACUGAAUGCAGCAUUAAAGGCAACAUUAGAAGGCUGGGUUGUGUGAUGGUUAGGGUGUUAUCUGCGCUGUGUAACUGAAGCCAUAACUUUUAACUGGAGUGCAUUUGAUUAUUUUUUAUUUGAUCGGGAGGGUCUGGAUUUUAACUUUUUUUAAUAUUGUUAAUUUUUAUAAGAGAAGAGAAACAAUCUAUAAUUACCUCUCAACCUCUUUGUUUGUAAAGAAAUCACUGCAAAAAAGAAAAAAAAAAUCCAGAUGCACACAGCUGAAUUUACACUGGAACUUUCUACUCGAACCUUGAGCCUGCUCUGUAAGUUGAGCGUUCAUCUCUUCUCUGGCUCACAGGUUGUUGUUUUUUAACAGACUUUCUGUUCUCACUGUCUCUCUCUUCCCUCAGGCCCCCAUCCCAUCUGGGAUUUAGAUCCGUCAAAUGAGGAGUCUUUUUUGCAUUCUCCCAUUGCUUUUAAAGGACAGGCAGGACAGAGCUGUCUCCUGUCUGCAGCGGUCUGCAUCUUAGACUCUGGGUUCGUGGGGCAGCAUAUGUGCUUGGUGAAUGUACAGCUUCCCCUUCUCAUGGGUUCUGAUUAUUUCUCAGCCAGAAAUUACUGCAUCUCCAAUGUGACUUGUUACUUACUGAACCCUUCUUCUGCAUUGAGAAACCAAGGUGGUGUGUGCCUUAAAAAUAC
This is a messenger RNA of Trachemys scripta elegans, 3693 nucleotides long. It is a transcript of the gene ACVR1B, whose product is annotated as activin A receptor type 1B. Bases 72 to 1592 code for a protein of 506 amino acids. Gene Ontology annotation, cellular component: activin receptor complex; plasma membrane. Gene Ontology annotation, molecular function: activin receptor activity, type I; ATP binding; activin binding. NCBI's taxonomy places the organism in Eukaryota, Metazoa, Chordata, Testudines, Emydidae. Gene Ontology annotation, biological process: protein phosphorylation; nervous system development; cellular response to growth factor stimulus. The record is from RefSeq and is a predicted model, not a curated record. The transcript has 9 exons.